This is a messenger RNA of Fraxinus pennsylvanica, 798 nucleotides long. Lineage: Eukaryota; Viridiplantae; Streptophyta; Magnoliopsida; Lamiales; Oleaceae. The record is from the annotation of a GenBank genome assembly.
AUGACUGAAAAUAAUAACUCGAGGGGAUGUGAACAGCAUUAUAACUGCAGUCUCUGUCAAACGACGGAUCACGAUCACUUAACACUAUUCCACGCCCCUGCGAAGAGGAAACCCUAUAAACGAAUGGGUUCCGAAGGAUCAUCACGGGUGAUUGUUCCAAGGAACUUCAGAUUAUUAGAAGAGCUUGAGCGAGGCGAGAAGGGAAUAGGUGAUGGAACAGUUAGCUAUGGAAUGGAUGAUGCUGAUGAUGUGUACAUGCAGUCAUGGACUGGAACUAUAAUUGGUCCUCCUAAUACUGUACAUGAAGGACGCAUUUACCAAUUGAAUUUAUUUUGUGGGAAAGAAUAUCCAGAAAAGCCACCUAAUGUGAGGUUCCAGACCCAGAUCAAUAUGAACUGUGUCAAUGAUGAAACUGGUGUGGUUGAACCAAGUCUUUUCCCCAUGCUUGCUGACUGGCAAAGGGAGUAUACAAUGGAGGAUAUAUUAAUGCAAUUGAAAAAAGAGAUGAUUUCUCCUCAAAAUCGAAAAUUAGCUCAGCCUCUAGGCAAUGAAGAUGGUAGGAUGGAUCAAAAAGGAAUAGUUCUGAAAUGUUGUAUUCUAUUAGGAUUCAACGGACGAAGACGACUUCGUCUGGGAGCUGAAGGAAGACAGAUCGGUCUUGGAUCUAGAAACGGAGCGUUAUUUCUUGGAUUUAAAGAGCUUUUUGGGAACGAUUUUGAUGAACUUCAUGGUGGACAUUGUACUGAUUCAAACGAAACAGAAGAGAGAGAAUGUAAGGUGAGGAAGAUAACGCCAUAG